Molecule: messenger RNA, 1301 nt
Organism: Aaosphaeria arxii CBS 175.79
Lineage: Eukaryota; Fungi; Ascomycota; Dothideomycetes; Pleosporales
Exons: 1
Coding region: 67-1125 (352 amino acids)
Source: RefSeq, a predicted model, not a curated record
CAUAAGCUCUAUCACUCCUACACUCACAAUUCUUUUAGUGACCGCACCACACAACUACAAUCACUCAUGGCGUUGUUUUCGGAUACCCCCCGCGCAGAUGGAUUUAUCAAGCCUCCAAGAGCUUUAGCAGCAUUAGAGGAAUAUUCACUUCGACCUAAGUGCGAGAUGCAGUGGUUCAGUAACUCUCCAUCACCAUAUGCAUUCUAUUCGUUUGGUUCGACGGCUCGGUCUGCCAGUGCGAUUUCUGCAAAAGAGUAUCUCUGCCAGAAGCGACGAGAGGAGCUGAUCCAGGAGCGCGAAGCCUCAGAAGCACGAAAUCAAUUCAAAGCCGAGGUUGAAGAUGAGAGAAGGCGGCUUUGGAAGGCAGACCCGAGUACGAGUUGGAGAGAAAUGAAGAUAUCGGACCUGAAUAUCUUCAGGGAAGAAGCCACCGAGGCCGUUCGGAAGUGCUGGGUAGAGCAGGGUAUUUGGAACGAAAAGUGGAACUUGCUGUCUCUGGGACGUUGGAAGCACGAAGAACCACUUGAGCUUGACUCAGGACCAGAAACGGACUCGGAAGCAGAAAUUCCACAGCUUCUUUUCGGUCCAAAGCCGCAGCCGACAAAGAAACGACCGAAAAGCGAAGAUGAGAAGCGACAGAUUGCAGAGCGGCGAGCCUUACGGCAACGUGAACGCGAUGCGUCGCGUCCAUAUUAUCGGUUCGUCUAUCAGGUAAAAGAAUGUGAACGAAUCCUAGAAGAAGAGGCAGGCGCUGAUGCGGCAAGGAAUGAUACUAAGGCGUAUGAGAAUGUUAAGAGUACAUGGGUCAAACGAGGUCUCUGGUACGAGAAGUGGGGUACAAUGCCUGGAAUGUCGUGGAAGCAUGAGCUGUCUUUGGACGAAAUGCUCCGUGAGAGAGGCAUUGAGUCUGUUCCGGCAACCCCGCUCGUGAGAAACAGCCAUAAAGUCCCCAUCGAAAGCAAAUUUCGAUACGCUCCCCUCUUCCAAGUUAACCAUCGCCAGGUGCCUAGCGCCUCGAACACAUCCCACCAAGACCAAUCGCCCGAAGAUUUGGCUCUCUGGGAAUCGGUAGGAAAGAUAAGCCGUUCGACGGCGGCUUCUCAACUUACGAUAGGACUGUCCUGAGGCUUACUGGAGGUUACAAGGAAUGGAAGGCCAGCAAGCUCUACAGAAUUCCAGGGUGUAGAUUACAAGAGGCAAAGCUAUGCAUGGAAAGACCCCAGAAGUCAAAUCAGGAAAGGAGUGAGCAACUAAAUACCCUAAUUGAUUAUGAUUAUCCCCAAUAUACCAAAUCAUCUUUC